Molecule: messenger RNA, 291 nt
Organism: Guyanagaster necrorhizus
Lineage: Eukaryota; Fungi; Basidiomycota; Agaricomycetes; Agaricales; Physalacriaceae
Exons: 3
Coding region: 1-291 (96 amino acids)
Source: RefSeq, a predicted model, not a curated record
AUGUCGUCCUCUGUCUUCUUUCUUUUCUACCUCUCGGCCUCGUGUGGGAUUCUUAUCUUCACUCGACCCACAUGUUUACGAUGUGCCGUCGGCACCAGUGAGCGAAUACUCCCUACUGCAUUCACCGUGCUCAUCACUUCUUGCACAGUCAGGAAUGUCUACCUCCGAUGUGGCCAUACUGUCAACCUCCCUGAAGAAACUACUGAAUGCGAGGAUGCUAACUGCAAGUUUAGUUCCUUCCAUCCAGGAAACUGCAAACCACCGGCUUGUCUGCGAACUUGUUGGAAAUAG